Molecule: messenger RNA, 2466 nt
Organism: Oryzias latipes (Japanese medaka)
Lineage: Eukaryota; Metazoa; Chordata; Actinopteri; Beloniformes; Adrianichthyidae
Gene: irf3
Product: interferon regulatory factor 3
Biological process (GO): immune system process; regulation of transcription by RNA polymerase II
Cellular component (GO): nucleus
Molecular function (GO): RNA polymerase II cis-regulatory region sequence-specific DNA binding; protein binding; DNA-binding transcription factor activity, RNA polymerase II-specific
Source: RefSeq, a predicted model, not a curated record
CCGAAGCAUGUCUGACGUCACGUCGGGAAAACGAAACCGAAGAAUCGGAGUUUCCCGAGAAUAAACGGCUGCGAUGAAAAAAAAGUUAAAAGCAUGACAGCAUAAAAGGAGUCUGUCAUUUAAAUACUGGCUUGUUCGUGCUCACAUUGAGUGACAGUAGAAAUCUGACCGCGUCAACAGCUGCAGACAGUCAUAUCGGCAGCUGCACCAACACUGAACAGAAAUGGCUCACCCUAAACCUCUCCUGAUGCCUUGGCUGUGGGCCAAAAUUGAAAACGCUGAAUAUCAAGGUGUUGCCUGGACAAACGCAGAGAAAACAGAGUUCUCAAUCCCAUGGAAACACGGUCUGAGAGGGGAUUCCUCCGACACGGAUGUUCUCAUCUUUAAGGCUUGGGCUGAGGUGAGCGGCAACGGUCGAGCUCAGGGAGAUCCCUCACACUGGAAAAGAAACUUUCGCAGCGCUCUUAGAGUUAAGGGCUUCACAAUGGUGUCAGACAACAAAAAUGACAAUGCUAACCCCCAUAAAAUAUAUCGCUGGCCAGAAGAGUCUUCUUCACGUGCUUGUUUUGCUGCUGGAUCCCAAGAACAAACUGACAAUAACGUCUACAACAACUUUAUUGUCGUAGACAACCAAUUGGUCGACUUCACAGAGGAUGCUCUUUACCUUCCUAUAGAAGAUUUAAUACCAGGCUGCAUAGCCGGUGAGGAUAUCCUUCAGGAGUGUCUGAGGGGCCUGAACAUCGACUCUGAAGCAGAAGGAAUCACAGGAUUCGAGCCUCCUCCUGAGCAACAACAGCUGCAGAAUCACGCCCUGAUUGGUGGACCCCCGUUGCCCGGGCAACAGCAGGAUCCAGUAAUGUUUGUGGGUGCAGCCGGUGAAACUGGGUUGCCUGAGCAACCAGCAUGUCCACCGAGUAGAGCUGAGGGAGGGGUUGAUGGUGAUGAGGCCACUGCACUCUUCAUGGAUACAAUGCACAGGACUCAAGAUGGAAAUAGCAUCAAGACUCAAUUCAGGAUACUGAUGUACUACAGAGGAGUGAAGGUGUCUGAGAAGCUAGUAGAGAAUGAAGCUGGAUUCCGCUUAGUCUACAGGCCUGAGCUCUUGGAUUCGGUUUUGGACGUUCAGAACGGCCCCAGCCUGGUCUCUCUGCCAGGACCUGGAAAUAUGCUGGAUCAAGUGCAAGCUAAUCUCACCCAAAGGAUUUUGAACACUCUAGGUGACGGCCUGGAAGUGGGCGUGUCCGGUCACUUGGUCUACGGCUGCCGACGGGGUGACACCAAAGUGUUUUGGAGCUUUUCCAAAUUCGACACCAGCAAAACACCCCAAGAGGUGUCCAAGCUGAAUCCUGCUACACUUUUCCACUUUAAGGACUUCUUGCAAGGAAUAAUAAACUUUAGCAAAGGAGGUGACUGCCCCCCAUGCUCCUUGUUCUUCUGUCUGGGGGAGAAGUGGCCAGACCCACAAAACAGACCUUGGACGAAGAAACUAAUCACAAUUGAGGUGGUCUUGACUUCGCUGGAGAUACUAAAGAAUAUAGCGGUUGAAGGUGGCGCCUCCUCCCUGCAGUCAGUAGAACUGCAGGAGUCACUGGGGGAGAUGAUGGAUCUAUGCUGACACUGUGUCUGCAGAAAGACCCCAUCUUCCCUUUUUUUUUUAUUAAUGGGAAAGCAGAUUGGAAAAAUUUUCUUCUGAACAUUUAAUCUUUUGAUUCCAUAAUUCACAUUUUUAUGAUCGUCGAAUUUAACUGUAAUUUUAUUGAAUAAUGAGGUACUUUACAAUUUUUAGCUUUUUUAAUUCUAUGUUUUGAAUAUUAGCAUAACAUUUUAAUACGUUUUUUAAAGUUUGGAAUAGUUCUUUGUUAUGAAUUGAAGUUGCUGCAGAAAUUUCGCCGAUCAAGUUUCUUUACAAUUCUUGCACUACAGAGUAAAGUAUUUAUGUCUUCAAAAACUAUUUAAAAUGAAUCAAAAACUGCAAGUUAUUAUAGCAAUUAUUAUAUUUGCUGCACAGAUAUUGCUAUUGUACCAAACUGUUCCCUUUAAAUGUGCAUGUAUUUUGAAUGAGGAGCAGCAGCAUUGAUCUUGAUUAAGGUAGAAAGGAGAUGAAUGCUUAAAACUCAAAUGUUGCGUCUCAACCAAAUCCUGUUAAAAGUGAGAGAUGCAGAUGCAAGAACAUCUGGAAUCAGCCACUACGCACUGCAGCAUGCACCUCCCAGACGCAGUAGGUUUAAAAAUAUACUGGAUGCUCUGCAGAUAUCAUGAAUGAACGAUGCACCUCAUGUGGCACAUAAUGAAAAAAGCUACUUUUUAUUUCCAGAUAUGAAACCUUUAUUGAGACACAUAGUAUAAUAAUAAAAUCAAUUGGUUAUUAGCAACUACAUUAUAAUAACUUGUAAGUGAAACCAAUGUGAAAGCUGCGUUCUGUUUUACCAUCUGGAUCUUUUAUUGAAAUAAAGUCACGAAGUCUGA